Messenger RNA from Sorghum bicolor (sorghum), 1758 nucleotides. Its product is annotated as polyadenylate-binding protein-interacting protein 8-like. The transcript is spliced from 10 exons. The record is from RefSeq and is a predicted model, not a curated record. Gene Ontology annotation, molecular function: RNA binding. NCBI's taxonomy places the organism in Eukaryota, Viridiplantae, Streptophyta, Magnoliopsida, Poales, Poaceae. The coding region runs from base 314 to 1420 and encodes 368 amino acids.
GCCGUGCCGUGACGUGCCUCUCCUCCACUCCACGGCCUCUGACCCAGCUCCUGCCCUUCCCCGAUUCUCUCUCGCCAAGGCCAACUACCCCUCUCAAAACGGCUUCACUCUCCGGUUUUUAUUUUCCCAUCGUUUCUCUUCUCCUUCCUCCUCUUCACUCCACCACCCUCCUCCCCUCCCUCUUUUGUAGUAUCACUGUCACCAACACCACCAACAACAAGGCUAACGCACACCAACCCAAGAACAAGAAAAGAAAACAAUUGAUUCUGUUUUGAUCUCUCUUCGAUCGAGGUAAGUGCGGUAGGAGGCAAUAAUGGUGGCGGUGCAGGCUGCGGCGACGGCGGAGGCGCCGAUCCGGGCCGAGGCCAAGGUCGCGGUGGCGCCGGAGACGGAUGCGGAGGCCGAGGUGGAGGAGGUGAAGAAGGGCGAUGCCGCCGUUGCCGCCGCCGCCCCGGGAGAGACGGAGGAGGAGCCGGUGUACAGCAGCGACUUGAGGAAGCUGGAGGAGCUCAUGUCCAAGCUCAACCCUUGCGCGCAGGAGUUCGUGCCGUCGUCGCGCCGCACGGCUCCAGUCGCCGUGCCGGCAGCGGCAGCAAAGCCGGCGGCGGGAGGAGGAGGGGUGCUCUCCGCCGACGCGCCUGUGUUCGUGUCCGCCGCCGAGUACUACGGCGCUGCCGGCGGGCGCCUGGAGAUAAGCGGCGGCGGCGCCGGCGGGGGCAGGGACUCUAGCAGCGACGGAUCCAGCAACGGCGGCGGCGCCGGACACCCACUGAAUCGCCGGAGAAGGAACAGCUUCAACCAGGGGAGGCGGAGGGUGGGAGGCCGGCCCCGACGGGCUGAUAGGGAGGACAGUGUGCGGCGGACCGUCUAUGUCUCUGACAUUGAUCAGAAUGUGACUGAGCAGAAGCUCGCUGAAGUGUUUUCUAACUGCGGGCAAGUGGUAGAUUGUCGUAUCUGUGGUGACCCCCAUUCUGUCCUGCGCUUUGCGUUCAUUGAGUUUGCUGAUGAUGCUGGUGCAAGAGCAGCACUAACACUUGGAGGAACCAUGCUUGGCUAUUAUCCUGUUAGAGUUUUGCCUUCUAAAACAGCAAUUCUACCUGUUAAUCCUAAAUUUCUUCCUCGAACUGAAGACGAGAAAGAAAUGGUAUCGAGGACUGUAUAUUGUACUAACAUAGACAAGAAGGUUACAGAGGAUGAUGUAAAGGGUUUCUUCCAGCAAUCAUGCGGAAAGGUUUCUCGGCUGAGGCUCCUUGGUGACUAUGUACACUCCACAUGCAUUGCUUUUGUUGAGUUUGCUGAAGCUGAAAGUGCAAUUAUGGCCUUGAACUUCAGUGGUGUGGUCCUUGGUUUACUCCCUAUCAGGGUGAGCCCUUCCAAGACACCAGUACGUCCGCGGUCUCCUCGUGUGAUGUCCAACUGAGCCCGAUUCAAGCCGCCGUCACCCUUGAGGCUGCCACCAAUGGCAAAUCAUCCCAGGCAGAGCUUCUUCUAGCUAUGAGCGCCCUAGAACCCUUGCUUCGUGGAUCAGUGACGUCGUCGCCGUCGUCCCGAGAGUGUCCCAGUACCUAAGUCAGUCAUAGGAAACCAACUUGCUGCUGCUAAUGUUCUUCGGUCUUUCACAGACCCAUGCACCAUUUCCCUUGUUUUUUUUCUCAUCCCCACUUAUAUGUUAAUUAUGUAUGGAUUCGUCUAUAACUGCCUUUCUCGGGCAUUGGAAGAAGAAUGAAUAACAUUGGUAUUUGUUCUAGCUGUGUGGGA